CCGUCUCCUCCUUGUAUCUCUCCUAUUAUCCCCUCUCUCUCUCUACAUCUCUCUAUAUUGCUUCAAACCCCCCUCUCUCUAAACAUCAUACAUGGCGAACAACAAUGGUGUAUCUUCGACUGGUUUGAUCGUGAGUUUCGGUGAGAUGCUGAUCGACUUCGUGCCGACCGUUUCCGGCGUGUCGCUGGCGGAGGCGCCUGGAUUCCUUAAGGCUCCGGGAGGAGCUCCGGCGAAUGUGGCGAUCGCCGUCGCCAGGUUGGGAGGCCAGGCGGCUUUUGUAGGAAAGCUCGGCGACGACGAGUUCGGGCAGAUGCUGGCCGGGAUCUUGAAGCAGAACGGCGUCACUGGAGAGGGUAUACUUUUCGAUCAGGGCGCUCGGACGGCGCUGGCCUUCGUCACUCUACGCUCCGACGGAGACCGCGAGUUCAUGUUCUACCGGAACCCUAGUGCCGACAUGCUCUUGAGGCCCGACGAACUCAACCUCGAACUUAUUAGAUCAGCAAAAGUAUUCCAUUAUGGAUCAAUAAGCUUGAUUGUGGAGCCAUGUAGAUCUGCACAUCUAAAGGCAAUGGAAGUGGCAAAGGAUGCUGGUGCGCUGCUCUCAUAUGAUCCCAACCUGCGGCUACCAUUAUGGCCGUCAGCAGAGGAGGCGCGUGAGCAGAUAAUGAGCAUCUGGGACAAGGCAGAGGUGAUCAAGGUCAGCGACAACGAGCUCGAAUUCCUUACUGGUAGUGAUAAGAUUGAUGAUGCUGACGCAAUGUCACUUUGGCAUCCUGGCCUCAAGCUCCUACUGGUUACCCUUGGUGACAAGGGUUGCAAGUAUUACACUAAGAAUUUUCAUGGAGCUGUGGAUGCAUUUCAUGUCAAAGCUGUGGAUACAACUGGUGCUGGUGAUUCGUUUGUAGGUGCACUCCUCGUCAAGAUUGUUGACGACCAAUCUAUACUGGAGGAUGAAAAGAGGUUGAGGGAAGUCCUGACAUUUGCGAAUGCUUGUGGAGCCAUCACCACCACCAAAAAAGGAGCUAUCCCUGCUCUCCCUACUGAACCUGAUGUCCUCGGUCUCAUCAGAGGGGAAUAGGCUUAACUUUUUUUCUUUUUUUUUUUUUUUUUUUAAUUUUUAGUUUGAGUUUCUUUUUCCAAAGGAGAUGCUUGCAAUUUAAUUAAACUAGCUUUGAGGUUUUGAUUUCUUUUCUUUUGAUUGUAAUGAUGAAAUAGUACUUGUGUGCUUAAAGGUGUCAUUAAUAAAAAUAAUUUCAUCAUUCUUUCCAAGUUGUAAUUUUAAA
This is a messenger RNA of Cornus florida, 1283 nucleotides long. RefSeq names its product probable fructokinase-4. Gene Ontology annotation, molecular function: fructokinase activity. The transcript is spliced from 4 exons. Gene Ontology annotation, biological process: fructose metabolic process. Bases 92 to 1078 code for a protein of 328 amino acids. NCBI's taxonomy places the organism in Eukaryota, Viridiplantae, Streptophyta, Magnoliopsida, Cornales, Cornaceae. Gene Ontology annotation, cellular component: cytosol. The record is from RefSeq and is a predicted model, not a curated record.